GACUGACGGAUGAUGUCUGACUGAUUGCUGUUUCUGUUCGUAAAAAAGGGGCAAGGAGCGUUGUGUUAUUUUGAGUUUAGUGAUAUAAAUGUGAAGUAGCCCACCUACAUAUAAAUAGUUAAGACAUGCUUCCAUCAACUGGUUAUUUCAAAGGAAUUAAUUGUCCUUUUUAUGAUAACGGAUUAUGCGAGCGCCCCUAUUGUCACUUUCGUCAUGUUAAAAAGGAAUUGCAGGGAACGUCCAAUGAGAGUAUUGAAAGUGGAGCAAUUCUCCAAAAACUAGUGUCGGCAGCGGUUCAGAAAGUACUACAACAGGCUGAUUCAGCAGGCACGACGGCUGACGCAGUUGACGUUAACAGUGAUAAAAGCAAUUCUCAGCCGUUAGUAAAAGCAACAUACAACCCAACUCCUAUAUCCGAAUUGAAAAAGAUUUCAAAUCUUGAUUCCGAAAAUAAGGAUGACGUAAAUGAACAGAAAAAAAGACAUAUUCCUGUUCCAUAUACUCCUAGAAAGCCAGCCAGUCUGCCUAUCAAGAGACCAAUAGAUACAAACGGUUCCUCAAAACCAUUUAUAUACAUACCACCACCACCUGUGAAAUAUACUCCUGGAUGCACUGAAUCUGUUCAGCAAGACCAAUACACUCCAAAAGGAGGAACUGAAUCAGAGAAUAAAUAUCUUCCUGGAUCUGAGACCGAAAUACCAGAAUACAAACCAAAUGAAACAAAAAAUACAUCCAAUAAACACAAUUAUGUUCCUUCAGAUAAAACUGUAAGUAAAAAGAAAAUAUUAGAGUACAAACCUAUCAAAGUGUCAUCUAAGAAUGAAUCUUCAACUGUUACCUAUCAGCCUACACCAAGGUCACUAGUACCAUGCUUUUCCAGUGAUGAAGAUGAACCGAAUAGCAAGAAAAGGAAACCUUCGACUGAUCUUAAUGGUUUAGAUGAUUUAGGGCCUGAAUUUGAUAUAUUAGACCAGAUUCUAGAUGAAGAACAAUCUGUAGAACAUCAAGGUGUUCAAUCUAAAAGUUGUAAUAUAGUAAAAGUGAGUGAUGAUAAAAAGGCAAAAUUAAAUGAUAAAUCACAAGAGGCUGACAAAGUAAAAGAAAAGUCACAUAAAAGUUCUAAGCAUGAAAAGUCGAAAAGAAAUCACAGUGAAGAUCGUAAAGCACAUGAUAAACAAAAAACAAAAUCUAAGGAACAUGACAAAAAGUCGAGUUCAAACAAAUCUAGUAAAGACUCAAAAAAGGAUCAUAAAAAGAAAGAUGACCGAAAAGAAAAAUAUGAUAGCGAAAGGAAAAAGCAUUCUAGUUCCAAAAACUCUCAUGAAUCUUCAAAGAAAUCUAAAUAUGAUUCUUCAAAAGUUUCUGAAAAACAUAAUAAACAUUCCAACACAUCUAAAAGUGAUUUAAGAAGUAAAAAAAGAAGUGAUCACAAGAGCCACAAAAAAUCUGGGGAAUCAAAGGAAAAAUCAAAGACCAGCCAAAGUAAAGAAAAAGAUACAAGUAACAUAUCUGAUAGUGACAAUGCUGUCACUGAUGUUAUAGAUUCUAAUUGUGAUGAUUUAUAUGAGUUGUCAGAGUCUGAUGAGGAAUCUAGAGCAAUGGAAUGUAAAAGGAUAUUUGAAGAAUAUGUGCCUACAGAAAUUAAACGUCCUGAAGAAAUUAUGAAUAAAAUAGAAAACAUUACUGAAGAUGAGUAUGUGCCUACAAAGAAAAGAAUAUCAAGAACUGCAGACAAAAAUGUAAAAGUUACUCCUAGAAUCCCAGUGAAGCCAGACUUCAAAGUUAAUGCUGCUAAUGCUAUGGCCGAAAGGUUGGCCAAGGUUAAAGACUAUCAUGCUUCUAAAAGACUUGAAAUUACAAAUGACAGUACUACUACUAAAUUUGAUACCCUCAAAAAUGUAAUUGGUACUCCAUCUGGUAGUACUACUAAAGUUCGUAUUGCACAUGUGCCUUAUGCUUCCACAUUGAUGAAUGCAAAGAAGACUAUAUCUAAUACAAAUUUGUUAAAAAAUGAACCAUCAACAAGCACAACUAUAACUCAGACUGUAAAAAAAGGUACGCAAAGAGUAGCUCAUGUACCAAACGAGAAGUUCAUUGAUCGACCGGGUGUACUUGAACCAUUGGGUUCAAAAAUUCCUGCAAAUAUUAGAUCUACUUACUUAAACAUGAUGAUUGAUGAAUGUUUAAAAAUUUAUUUAUCUUCUAUGGAUGCUUAUAAUCGUGCACAACAUGAAGAGUUAACUACAAGUAAAAAGUGUUCAACUGUACAAAUAUAUAAAAAUUCUGCAGUUUUGACUGUAAGCAGAUUACGGCGAGAGUUUCAAGAAUGUAAUGGUGUUAAGAAGUCAGGAUCUGAGUGCUCAAACUUACAAAAGAUUCCAGCAAUCACUAUAGGAAAUUCUAAUAAUGCCGGUUCAUGGAGUAUAGAGAAUAAAAAUAAAAGAAUUUCAGAUAAUUCUCAGGAGUUUAGUGGAGCUAAAUUAUAUAAUAAUAUUCUAAGGUGGGUUUUGAGUGAAGAGCAAUUGCAAGCAAAUGGUUUUCCAAGAUUUCAUCCCAGCAGUGAAAAAGGAAGAGCAAUUAUAUAUGGUCAAAAGAAACAAAAUCCCCCAAAGGGUUAUAUCAGAACUUGUUGUAGAUGUAAAAAAGAUUAUACAGUGGAUAAAAAAGGGUUUGCAGCUAUUAGAGAAGAAUGUAUAUAUCAUCCUAACAAUAAGUAUAGGAUUCGUGGUGAAGUGCAUUAUCAGUGUUGCAGUCAAGAUGGUACCUCUGAUGGGUGCUGUGUAGCACCCAGUCAUGUUUAUGAGUAUGUUGAUUAUGAAAAUCUUAAAGGGUAUGUUAAAACAUUACCACCUGAAAGGGAGCUUGAAGAUUAUGGCGUGUUUUCACUUGAUUGUGAAAUGUGUUACACAACACAUGGAUUAGAUUUAACGAGAGUAACAGUUAUAAACAGUGAUUGUAAAGUUAUCUAUGAGACCCUGAUAAAGCCCCUUCAUCCCAUUGUAGAUUAUAAUACCAGGUAUUCAGGUAUCACAGAAGAACAAAUGAUGGGAGUGAAAACUACAUUAUUAGAAGUUCAGGCAACUCUCCUCGCCAUGUUUAACAGUAAAACUAUCCUUAUUGGGCACAGCUUAGAAUCUGACUUUAAAGCUCUUAAAUUAAUCCAUGAUACAGUUAUAGACACAAGUGUAUUAUUUCCACAUAAAAUGGGUCCCCCAUAUAAACGGGCUCUUAGAAAUUUAUCAUCAGAAUAUUUAAAGAAAAUUAUACAGAAUUCUGUAGAUGGUCAUGAUAGUGCUGAAGAUGCCAUGGUUUGUAUGGAAUUAAUAAUUUUCAAGCUUAAAGAAUAUUUGAAAACCAGAUGAUAUUAAUAAAAAUGAUUUAUUUACUGGAGUGCAAAAUUAUUGUUAUUAUUACUACUAAAUGAAAAGGGAUUACAGUAGUGUUAAUUAAUUAAUUUAUAUUUACUUAAAAGGAAACUAAUAAAAUUUAAGAUGACUUACUUUAUUUUGGAAGUAAUAAUCUUAAUACACUAUAAGAACUACAUUGUGCAGUAGUAAUAAGAUUACCAACGAUGAUUUAAUUUCAUAAUUAACGACAAUAUUUUUUAAGUAGCUUAAUUUGUAUUAUUAGCUAUGAAUAUUAAGGCUGUAUUUAAUAAUUUUAUAAAAAUAUUUUCCUUA
Molecule: messenger RNA, 3680 nt
Organism: Chilo suppressalis (striped riceborer)
Lineage: Eukaryota; Metazoa; Arthropoda; Insecta; Lepidoptera; Crambidae
Source: the annotation of a GenBank genome assembly